Molecule: messenger RNA, 8194 nt
Organism: Chelonia mydas (Green sea turtle)
Lineage: Eukaryota; Metazoa; Chordata; Testudines; Cheloniidae
Gene: COL8A1
Product: collagen type VIII alpha 1 chain
Exons: 4
Coding region: 238-2457 (739 amino acids)
Molecular function (GO): protein binding
Source: RefSeq, a predicted model, not a curated record
UGCACAUAAAAGCCAAGUGCAUGCUUCCAGCAGCUGAUCAGAGCACUUUCACAGUCCUCCACUGUUGUGACCCAGUCAUCUCCUCUCCUUGGAACUUGUGCACUCAAGGUGCGGAUUUGGAAUCAACAAAAUAUCUUACUCCACUGACCUAAAGCAGACACAGAAUCCAGGCCUCUGAAGGUGAACCACAAGUGCCUUUGAUCCACUGUACUGCCCUUUCCCAAAAAUCUAAAUGUCAUGGCUGCGCUGUUAGCCCCUGUGCAGCUGCUGGCAGUGGCUGUAACAGUUUACCUAGAGCUAGUGAGAGCCAUUCAAGGGGGCAUCUAUUAUGGGAUCAAGCAGCUGCCACCCCAAAUCCCACAAUAUCAGGCCCUUGGACAACAAGUACCUCACAUGCCGCUGGGCAAAGAAGGCACUCCCAUGCAGCACAUGGGCAAGGAGGUGCCACACAUGCAAUAUGGAAAAGAAUACCCCCACCUGCCUCAGUACAUGAAAGAAAUCCCACAGCUGCCUAUGCUCGGCAAAGAGAUGGUGCCAAAAAAAGAUAAAGAAAUGCCGUUAGCCAGUUUGAGAGGUGAGCAAGGUCCCCCAGGUGAGCCUGGACCAAGAGGGCCACCAGGUGCCCCAGGAUUACCAGGUCAUGGAGUGCCAGGAGCCAAAGGAAAACCAGGUCCACAAGGAUAUCCAGGAAUAGGCAAACCAGGUAUGCCUGGAAUGCCUGGAAAACCAGGAGCAAUGGGGCUCCCUGGCUCAAGAGGUGAGAUGGGACCAAAGGGAGAGAUUGGGCCUAUGGGAAUACCAGGGCCACAGGGACCACCAGGGCCUCCUGGACUGCCUGGAAUAGGAAAACCAGGUGGUCAAGGAUUACCAGGACCACCAGGAGUAAAGGGUGAACCAGGAAUGAAAGGACCACCAGGACUCCCGGGGCUUCAAGGGCCUAAAGGAGAAAAAGGCAUUGGGAUUCCAGGUUUACCAGGGUUAAAAGGUCCACCUGGGUUACCUGGCCCUCCAGGUCCAGUUGGACUCCCAGGGAUAGGCAAACCAGGAAUGAUUGGGUUUCCAGGACCACAGGGACCUAUAGGUAAACCAGGACUUCCAGGUGAACGAGGGCCACAAGGUCUUCUUGGGGCACCUGGGAUUCAAGGUCCACCUGGCCUUCCAGGUGUUGGAAAACCAGGCCAAGAUGGAAUCCCAGGCCAGCCUGGAUUCCCAGGUGGAAAAGGGGAACAAGGCUUGCCAGGUUUACCAGGACCCCCAGGCCUACCAGGGAUUGGGAAACCAGGAUUUCCUGGGCCUAAAGGUGAUCGUGGCAUAGGUGGUUUCCCUGGAGCACUGGGGCCUAAAGGUGAGAAAGGGCACAUGGGUCCCCCUGGCAUGGGUGGGCCCCCCGGGGAGCCAGGUCAACCAGGAUUACCAGGAAUAAUGGGGCCAUCCGGUGCUGUUGGUUUCCCAGGACCAAAAGGAGAAGGUGGACCUGUAGGGCCUCAAGGUCCUAUUGGUCCAAAAGGUGAACCUGGCCUACAAGGUUUCCCAGGAAAGCCAGGUUUUCCUGGGGAAGUAGGACCCCCGGGUCUUAGAGGACUACCUGGUCCAAUAGGGCCAAAGGGAGAAGCUGGUCACAAAGGUUUGCCAGGCCUGCCUGGUGUUCCUGGGCAAUUAGGACCUAAAGGGGAACGUGGAAUCCCCGGUGAUCAAGGCCAUCAAGGUCCAUCUGGAAUCCCAGGUAUCGCAGGACCCAGCGGCCCAAUAGGACCACCUGGACUUCCAGGACCUAAAGGAGAACCAGGUGUACCUGGUCCACCAGGCUUUCCAGGAGUAGGGAAACCUGGUGUUUCAGGGCUGCAAGGACCACCAGGAAAACCUGGGGCACUUGGUCCACCUGGCCAGCCGGGUCUUCAGGGUCCUCCAGGGCCUCCAGGUCCACCUGGUCCUCCAAUAAUAAUCCCACCCACCCCACCGGCCAUUGGACAAUAUUUGCCAGAGCUGGGGCCUGGCAUUGAUGGAGUGAAGACCCCACCUGGCUAUAUGGGCAAGAAAGGCAAGAAUGGUGGCACUGUCUACGAAAUGCCUGCAUUCACGGCAGAACUCACCACACCCUUCCCACGGGUCGGGGUGCCUGUGAAAUUUGACAAGCUUCUCUACAAUGGCAGGCAGAACUAUAACCCACAGACUGGUAUCUUCACCUGCGAGAUCCCUGGGAUUUACUACUUUGCCUACCACAUUCACUGUAAAGGGGCCAGCGUCUGGGUAGCUUUGUACAAGAACAAUGAGCCACUGAUGUACACAUACGAUGAAUAUAAAAAAGGCUUCCUGGAUCAAGCUUCUGGAAGCACCGUCAUUCAGCUGAUGCCUGGAGACAAAGUUUAUAUUCAGAUGCCAUCUGAACAAGCAGCAGGGCUCUAUGCGGGGCAGUACGUUCACUCGUCUUUCUCAGGAUAUUUACUGUAUCCGAUGUAAACACAAAACAAAACAAAAACCCCAGACAAAAUUACAACUCUUUUCCUCUGCUUCAAACUUUUAUACCAUUGAAAGAUGCAUUUACUGACAGUUUUAGAUCCCUCUUGUACAACAAAGUUUCACAUUAUGCACAGCUUGUUAUAAAAAUGGUGUGGUGAACAUAUUUUAUGAUGUGUAUCCGGUUCAUAACAGUUGUUCUGUAUCCAAUGGGGACAUAUUAGCUGUACAUUAUAUAUUUCUGUGAUACCAUACUUACUUCAUUUCAUUCACAAUAGUACAGUAUUAAGGGUCAAAUCUUGCGUACAUCACUCACUCCUGUUGCCUAUUUAACUGAACAUUGAUCUAAAGUGUGAGAUGAAAAGAUAACUUAAACAGAAUGUGUCAGUAUGAAAUGAUCUGAUAUAUAUAUAAGUUUGAGUAAUGCUUUUUUUUUUUUUUUUAAAGCAGGGUUUAUCUAAACCUGCACCAUAAGCAAAGAUUCUCUUAGCUGAAAUCCUUAUUUUCCCCACAUACAGUAUCACAGGACAGUUUCUUCUAAUAACACACUUAAGAUGGAAAAGAAUAUUCGCACAAGAGAAUUUUAAUUCACUGCUUUAUCCAAACAGCCAUUGGAAUCAAAAGGAAAAUUGCCACUGACUUCUGUGGGCAAUAGAUCAACCCUUAAUACCACAGCAUUCAAGAAGCCUCCAUAUAUAUUUACAAAGCAGAAGGUAGACAUGGUAGACCUGAGAUAUGGUUUUAGUCUAAUGACUUUAGGGAUGUUAUGCCAAAUUAUUAAAAUAAUGUACCAUUUUGGCCAACGAACAUCAGUGCAGUAUAAAUACACGCAUUUUCCCAGACCUUUCCUAAGAAACUGCAUUCUGUUUGGCUUUUAAGAGAAUGUGCUUGUUCUGGGAUUCAGCCAAAAUUAGCUUAUUAAUGAACGUACAGCAAAAGUGGCACUUGCUCUGUUUGCUAAAUAAUAAACAAACUAGUUUGAGGUUGCCCAAUAAUUUUCAUUAGUAAUAAGGAUCAAACAAACUCUUUUACUUUUCUCUCAUUUCCAUUGUGCGUGAGUGCUGAGAGUGUCGGUGGCCUCUUAUAUACAGGUCAGACUAGAUAAUCUAAUGGUCCCUACUGGCCUUAAACUCUUAUGAUUCAUUUGAGAACAAUUUCUUUUAAUGUAAUAACUGAUUUCCAGUUCUUUUUAUUUAUAUUACCGAUUGCCUAAGUUUGUAUAUGAGCAUACAUAGGCAUCAAAUGUGCGUGUAUGUGGGGGAAGCAACAUUUUUACAAGGUACUGUCUGUUCAACAAUGGUGCUAAUCUCACAGCAAAAAAUUAAUUACUGAGAUUAAUUUAAAAAUAUCUUUAUAGUGUACUUUUCUGUGUUUCCCUUUUCAGUGUUGCACAUCACACUAUUCCAUUAGUUUAAAAGUAGACUGAACACAUCUUCUAUGUCUUGACUAAUGCAACCCUAUUUAAUUCAAAAUGAACUAGGAACUUCCAUGCAGGAAAAAAAAACAAAAAAAAAAGAUUUAACUGGCAUUACCAUUAUUUAAAUACAGAGUUUAAUGCAGUGUGUUACCAACACAGCACUGCAAUGACUCUAGUGCGGUGCGUGAUCUCAGAUAUUUUAUGGAAUGUUGGUGGCAAUGGACAGUUUACCAGACACUGGUGACUUUGGUGAGUUUCCAGGAUAUGUAUGAGAUAUGUCAAUAGCAAAUAAUUUUUGUAUUUAAAUUUUUUGUACUGAUUUGAAAAAAAUAUCUUAUUAAAUAUCUAAAAAAUAAAAGUUUCCCUUUAUUAACAGAGCAACUAGAAAAUUUGAAGCACCAAAUUCACAUUUCAGAGCACAAAAACAAACCAGCGUGAAUGAUGAUCUACAAAGGACAUUUUUUUUUUAUUUUGCCAAGCUUGCUAUUAAUCCAUAUUACAAAGAAACCAACGUAAUCGCAGAGCAUUUACCAAUAGAUAGUGCCUCUAGAAUCCUGAAUGUGCUCACAUGCAAAUAUCACCCUGAGAAAACACUACUGGCGUUUCUACAUAGGCCUCAAUCCUGCAUGGCCUUGCUUGAUGCACAGCCGUGUCUCGUGGGUGUUGUGGAGGCUCAGAGAGAGAGAGAGUUUAAGUAGAGUACUGGUUGGUGUGGAGAACUAUGUACCUUGCUUGAAAACACAGGUUGAAAAAAGGGUGGAGCAUAGGAAGAGGGGAUGUGCCGCAAGAGACACAUGCUUAAGUAUGAUCCUCAUCAUUCUGGGUGGGCAAUUAGUGACAGUCUCCUUUUAAGCCUUGAACCUACCAAUAGGCAUAAAUAUACUGUGGGCUGUACAGCAUGCUGCUGAGGAUGGGCCAUCAGAUCCAGAGUCAGGAGAUCUGAAUUCUGUUCCCAGAUCUGCCAUUGUAGAACAGAGACAUUUAUUCACCAAACUAGCGUAGUGUGGGAAACAAUCUGAUACUGAAAUAGACCAGUAGCAAAUUCCUGGUUCCUUGAUUGCUCAGGCAGAGACCAGAGAACAAAUUUUUAAUUCUCACAGUCCAUUCCCUGAGGUGCUCUUGGGGCAGGACAGCCCCUUACUCAUGGCAAAAUGUAAUGUCACAAUCUAGCACAAAAUGUCAAACUAAAGUGAAUGGGUCCGCAUAUUCAUUCAUGGUGGAUUUUUUUCUUCUUCUUUUUGAACACUGGGCCACACUCAGAAUCCCUAAAACCACACACCGAAGAAAGGGCUUUUUCUUUUCCAAACUCAAGUUCAUGGGGGGAAAAAGUGAGAAAAAACAAAUAGCACUGAAGCAAACAAUAUGUUCUUUAGUAUUUCUCUGCUUUUCCUCCAAAGUCUCUCGUGAGUUUCCUGUUUCCUCAAGCUCUUCCUAUUGAGCUUCCAGACACGACUCAUGAUGAACAAGAGUAAAAACCCAUGAAAAUGUUGCCUCUAAGAGAAUUUUCUUCUUUGAUGCAAUUUACCUCACCAACUGUGACAAGAUUUUGCUUUUGCUCAGCAUAGAGUAGUUUGAAACCUGAUUUGCAAAGUGUCAAUCUUCCCAAAAAAGAGUGAUUUUGCCCUGCCCCUCAAUUUUGAGAAAGCAAAAGCCACCGUUCUGAUAGACUGUAUCAUUUGUGCACUAUGCUACAGCUCAUGUUAAAGUUACAUGGAUGGCACUUUCCCUCCCCAUUUCUCUACCCACCACCAUAGAAACUUGACAUCUCCUUUAUCAAAUUCAAUGUAUCAACUGAACGGCAAUGAUAGAGCCACCAUACAUCAUUUAUAUAGUGCUGUAAUGAGGUCUAGCACUGUAAUUUGCUAAAAUGUGCCUGAAGAGGGCAGUGUCCUUAAAACAGAUUUAUUAUAUGGAAAAUAAUCUGACUCACAAUAUUCAAAACUCCUCUUAAAAUACCUGUUAACAGCCAAUGACUGUCAAAAUACAGUUUGUGUAAAAGGCACACAAAAAUCAAGCCAAACAGCAAAUGAAACCAAAUAUUUAUUGAAACCAGAAAAACAAAACAUUGAUUUUCACAUACUCUUAAAAUUAUUAAAACAAACACAGCCACACAAACAACACCCCUGUUCCCAUAUUUUAGGUUAAGAAAAUAUGUAAAGGUGCCCUUUAAGGGUAUUUGGAAAAAAGAUAAGUAUAUUAUUUGUGUACAUAACAAUACACGUCACAUACUAAACACCCUUCUUGUCAUUCCAAAAUAGGAAUAAUACAUUUUCAUUUGAAAUGUAAUCUACAUAUGUGCAUUAAACACUCACAGAUUCAUCCUUCGUGCAUUAAUCUGUAACCUGUCUUUUAGUUACAUCUCAGAAUUGCCCUUAAUUGUUACAGCUUAAGAAAUUAAGAUAACUUUCACAACACAGCAAGCUCAGUCCAUUGCUUUAAGAAUCUUCCCCAAAGGCCACUGAAGACUCUCCUUCACUUCAGUGGUGUUUUGAUUGGGGCCUUAAAGCAAAUGGUCUAUUGCAGCUGACAGAAGGAAAACAGAAAUAAAUUCAUUAGUAUUCGGCACAGUUAUACUGGCACGGUACAUGGAACUACAGCUUGCAGUAUCCUGGAAUUCAACUUGUAGUGUUGCAGAUAUCAAAUUAAAAAGCAGCUUUUAAUAGAGUGGCCCAUUGUAGAAAGCGAGUCUUAGAAAAAGUUCCUCCUCCAAUUGCUCAACUUAUUUUUAAAAAGAAAAAUCUCAAGGCAAGUUGGAAUAACAGUGGCACAGGAUGACCUGGAAAAUGUGUGUUAUAUUUAAAACAGACACCAUGAUUCUGAUUCUCCACUACCUAGCACCUUGUGUAGUUAUUUACACCUGUGCAACAUGGGUGCAAAAUGCUACUAUUCUGAUUUGAAACCAUGUGGUGUCCACAUUCCCCAGGUGUAAAUAACUACACAGGGUACAUGGCAGUGGAGAAACAGGUCCAAUGUAUACAGAAUUCUAUAAAGCCUGCAUUAUGCUACCAAAAAAAUUUUUGUAAUAAUUAUUUCACUGCUUAGUAUCAAAGAUAAAAUUACUUACCCAUAAAUUAUGCUUUCUGAAGACAGUACCCUCUGCUCUCUAUAUGUAGCAUUCAAAGCAUGUAUUGGAGUGCUCUGAAAGCUUAACUUUGUUCUCUUUGCAUUCCCUCACAACCAUCUCCCCCUUCCCAGUUGUCACCAUUUGGUGAUGUGUGUAUAGUUUAGGUGACUAACUAGACUGUCACAAACCCCAAUUGUCAGCUCUUUUGGCUGAAACCUACCCAUAACUUAUUUCUAUGUCUCCAAACAAACAAAAAACUGUAUGACAGGAACUUAAGAAAAGAUGUAGGUGGAUGAGAGUAGAUUUAUGGACGACACCAAUUUGGAGAACAAGUAUAGAUGAGGAACAAUCACUUCUCCAAAGCUAUGUGUUGCUGUAUCCCUUCUUCAAUGAGGAAGAAGGUGGAAAGGAAAGGAAAGGAAAGGAAAGGAAAGAGAAAUGACAAAGAUAAAUAUCAGGGGAUGCUCAAAAGGAGAGGGAAAAUUAUAUAGCUAAUUUUGGAAAGCGAUCCUGUGAUACUGUCAUACUAAACGCUGACACUUUGAUACAGUUGGACACUUUGGUACAAGUCUUUACUGCCUAUAUACUGCCAGAAUGUAACGGGUUCUAUACAGAUACUUAAGAGACCUCAUGUAGUUGGACCAGCAUGAGGCUGCCGUGUUCCUAGUUUUAUAAGGUAGAAUUUUCACUUGUGGCCUAACUCUGCUUCCACGGAAGUGGGAGUUUUACCAAUGUCUUCAAGGGGUACAGAGUUAGGCCAGCACUGAUGCGGAGUGCUUUUUGAAAGCCACACAUGUAGUAAUUACAUAAAAACCUCUCUCAACAGCACUAGACAUAUAAAAAUAAUGACUGUAAUUCUGAUGCACCUCCUCAUGGUUUUCUUUCCACACAAACAAGCCUUUUAAAUGAAUUGAAAUGAAUGCUAGCCAGCUUCAAGGUCUUGUGAAAAACAAUGGAUCAAUUUGCGUACAAAUUUUCAAGCAAGGGCCUAAAAAAUGAUGGCAGUGUGGAGGUGAGAAAAAUAGUGAAAACAUGAUUAACAGAGCAAGAGCCUCAAUAUCACCUUCUAAAGACAUUUGGAAUUACUCAACAUCAUCAUGUUCUUACAAAAUGUAGUAUGAUGUGGCCUCACUAGAGCUUAGGCCUGACUAAUCCAACAAGCUUAAUUUGAGACCAUCGGGGAUAAAAAAAAUUAUGGCACUCAUUAGAACCAAGCAGCUAAAAAAAAAAAAAAAAAAAAAAAAAAAAAGAGAGAGAGA